GCUCCGUCUUUGCGGGGCGGACAGUUAAUAAGCCACGGACACUGACUGACUGACUGACACACAAGCCCCGAGCGCAAGGGAGACGUCCUCCGGUGCCGCCGAGCGACACGAUGUGGCUUCGAGAGGAGCUUCUGAAAACCAUUUGGCACGCUUUUACAGCCCUGGACGUGGAUCAUCGUGGAAAAGUUUCCAAGUCUCAGUUAAAGGUGCUGUCUCACAACCUGUGCACAGUGAUGAAGAUCCCUCAUGACCCUGUGGCCCUCGAAGAGCAUUUUAAGGAUGAUGAUAAAGGGCCUCUGUCCAACCAAGGCUACAUGCCUUACCUCAACAGGUUUAUUCUUGACAAGGUACGGGAGGAUUUUGAUGUAUUAGAGUUCAACAAGAUGUGCUGGACACUGUGUUACAGGAAAAAUAUCUGCACUAAACAUCUGCUCAUCACAGAUGAUGAUGCCUUCAAAGUCUGGUGCAUUUUCAACUUUCUGUCAGAAGACAAAUACCCACUAGUCAUCAUCACUGAAGAGAUUGAGUACUUUCUGCGAAAGCUGGUGGAGACCAUGGGGGGUGGAUGGAGUGAGGAGAAGUUUGCAGAUUACAAGCUGCAGCUGAGCACAAAGAACUGCCUGACUGCCUGGGAGCUGAUUGAACUGGUGGGGAUGGGUUACUUCAGCAAGGGCAUGACCCUCCAGACCCUGUCCCUGGGCAUCAAUGAGAUCUUCCAGGAACUCAUACUAGAUGUACUCAAGCAGGGAUACAUGAUGAAAAAGGGCCACAAAAGGAAGAACUGGACCGAGCGUUGGUUUAUCCUUCGACCCAACUCACUGUCUUACUAUGUCUGUGAGGAUCUCAUGGAGAAGAAAGGAAAAAUCAUUCUGGACCGAAACUGCUAUGUGGAGUCUUUGCCAGAUAAAGACGGGAAGAAAUGCCUGUUUAUUAUCAAAUGCACCGAUAAAAGCUUUGAGAUCAGUGCAUCAGAUAAAAAGAAGAAGCAGGAAUGGAUUCAAGCCAUUCAAACGUGCAUCCAGCUGCUGAGGUUGGGGCUGCUGUCUCCUCACCGUGAGGCUCGACUGAGGCGCAGGGAGCUCCGGCAGAAGCACUAUGCGGAGGAGGAGGACCUGGUGGAGAAGAUGAAGCAGCUCCAGGCGGCCAAUGAGAACAAACAGAGACAGCUGGAGGCCAUGAGAGAGAAAAUGGAAGAAGCUGCGGCUAAAGCAGCAUUGGAGGAGCACAUGAGGAAGAAGACUCAGUUAGACUUACAGGAUCGCUACAGACUGGACCUUGAGAGAGAGAAAAUGGUGCGUCAGCAGAUGGAGGAGCAGGUGGCUCAGAAGUCCAGUGAACUGGAGCAGUACCUGCAGCGCGUCCGGGAGCUGGAGGACAUGUACCAUCGGCUCGAGGAGGCCUUAGAAGACGAGAGGCAGGCCAAGCAGGAUGCAGAGACCAUGCGAAAACUGCAGAGCAGGCUGCUGGAGGAGGAGGCAACAAAGAGGGCAGAGCUGGAGCAGAUCCACCUGCAGCAGCAGAGGGAGCUGUCUCAGACUGAGGCUGAGAAGCAGGAGCUGGUUGCCGGGCAGCUGGCCCAGGAGAGAGAACUUCAGACAGCCAUGCUGCAGCUGGAGAGACUGGAGAAGGAGCGGCAGGGAGCACUGGUGCAGUAUGAGGAGUCGUCGAGGAAGCUUGAACGAGCAGCAAACAAAACAAAGACUUGGAAAGACAAGGUGGCCAAACAUGAGGGGCUGGUGCGUCUCAUCCAGCCAGGUCAUAAAGGACCUCAGAAGAUCACUAACUGGGGUCCAGCAUCGUUCACUGACACUGAGCUUGAGAUGAGGAAGAAGUCAUGGCAGGAGAGUAAGAACCAGGGGGCUCAGGCUCAGUGAACACUCACUAUGACAGAUGGAUGAUGCAUAUGCUGAUCGGGAAAACUCUGAUUGUAAUUAACUGAGGAGCCUGAACUGUCACAUUUCAGGUCAGAAUAAGUUUGAUAACAUGAACGUACUGAGCCACAUGAUAGCUGGGAUUCUUUUAAAUGUAAAGCCUGGAUUAACUGCAUUUCAUCAGUUGGUUUUAUAACAAAAACAAAUUACGUUCAAGCAUCAAAAGUUCAUUCUUGACCAUGGAAGUAGUAGUCUGACAAAAUCAUCUAAAGUCAAGGUCCACUUACCAGCUUUUUUCUGGUGAUGAUGGGUCAAGUAACGACAUCUGUUCCAUCUCUAUGACAAUUGAGCAAACUUCAUCCACUGAUGAAGACUGUGAGAUGUGAUUGAAAGCCCCAAGAAGGUUUAUAUUGUCAAACAUUCCUAUUCUCGUACACUUGUUUUUUGCUCAGUUUAAUUUCUUCUUGUGUAAUAUCACUCCCUCCUUUCUCAUUUCAUAUGCUAUGUUUAAUUUAACUACUUUGCAGUUUUUUCAUGUUUUGUGUUUUAAUAAUUUGUUACUUUGAGAACGUGAUCACAGCAAAGUGCAGACGAGGUGUGAGCUUCAAAGCAAGUCCAUCAAAAAAUGAAACAUGUUGUAAGCUCUGCAAGCAGCACAUCACUCUUUAUUCACAAAACUUCUUUUGCUUUCUUGACUUCAUCAGGAUGGUGUCUGAGGCUGUUUCCAGUUUAUUUACAUACAAUACUUUGAUCAAUUAUAUGAAAAAAAAAUUACAAUCCUCAUUUUCUUUAUUCUCGGACCAUGCGGAGUGUGACAUUACAAUCAACGUUUCACAACAUUCUGUUAUGAAUAAACUUCAUCUUUCAUCUUUUCAUCCUUAAUCAAUGGGUAAAAAGGUUGAAUAUCCAUUUUUUAAUACAAGUAAUCAAAUUCUGUAUUCUUUCAACCUAACUAUCCAGACUACUCUUUCAAAACACAGCGUAUUUAAAUCACUUUUAUCACUUAACUGACCUAACUAAUUCCAGUCUAUCUGCACUUGAGCACAUCCAUCCAAGAGCUAAAUUUCCAAUAGCUCUCAAAGAAAUCUUGUCAGUGGAGAUCAAAUAUAAUCCAGUAGUCUCUAAAGAAAUUGCUUCAAGUUGAAUUCCUCAUUUAAUCCAUAAGUGUCCAGUUUAUAAAUCCAGAGUGCCUCCCUCAUAUUAAGAAGCAGCUUUUCUAAAUCUCCCCCUCUCUUUGACUAACAUACCUUCAAUUGCCCAGAGAUAUCUGCGGCGGUGUCCUCAGGCACCACGCCGAUGAAGGCAAGACAGCCCAAAACGUGUGCUGAAUACAGUGUGGUGCACUGGUGUUUUUGUGUUUUGACAUAAAUUUGUUAUGAUGUAAACUAAUGAAAAUAUGGAGCAUUUUACUUAUAUUGAGCAGAGUAUAACAAAUUUUCCACUCUAGCUCGGUUUAUUAGCUAAAGUUGAGUGAAUUGCGUCUGUUACAGUCAUAACUAAGAUGAAAAAAAAUAAAAAAUAAAACACCAUCUAUUUUUUAUGAAAGUGGAUGGCUGUUUUAUUUCAGAGGUCCCCCCAUAUCAUAGGGUGAGGAGAGGCUGUUUACAAAUAAAGACACUAAAUGUGUCUCUGAAGAAUGCAAGAAGCUUUACCUUUUUCUCUUCUCUUACUUCACUCAUUACGAAUUAUCUAUGUCUUGAUCAUGAUGAACUGUGUCCACCAGAUGUCGCCAUAUGAACAGGAUCCUCAGUCUGUUAACUGAGCAGGGAUCGGAGUCUGACAAACACAGUCUUUUGCUUAAAAGCGAGAAAAACACCGCAUGGGUGAUAUUUUAAGGAUGUUUUAGGAGCCUCAGUGUGUCUCCACCACUGGGUCAUGAUGGUGGCUUCAGCCUUUUAACUGGGAAAGCUCAAUGUACUCACCAGUGUUAGGUAUUCUUAAAAACAGCCAUGUUGUCCAGAUGUUUCAGGGCCCUUGUAUUUUUCACUCUGAAAAGCUAAGCCUGGUGUUAUUCUGACCAAAACCAUGUUGGUGGCACUCAACCCCAAACCUGUUUGUUCCUGAGGACCCCCAUCUUAAAAACAGAUCACAGGUACAUAGUUUCACUUUUUCAAAAGGCAAAAAUCUUUUUCUAAAGCAGCCUGCCAUCAAUUCAGUGUUGCCUUUGAUCUUUUCAUGGGAUUGGUUGACAGCAAGAAAAUAUAGACUGUCAGCAGCCUAAUAAUUUAAGUCAGGUACAUCAUUUCAUAUUUUUCAAACAGCAUUGCAGUAACCUGUAGGGAUGCACCAGUCCGAUCCGGCGGAUCAGAUCAGAGUAUGAGUACUGAUACUAACCUGAUUAAGCAGAUCAGGUAUCAGCCUCGACAUGUCCGAUGCACGCUUAGUACAGUUUCUUUCUUGCGUUCAUUAAUUCGCAGUGACUCAACUCCUAGCACCACAGCCCCCCCUGACCCCAUGUUACUUCGCACAAAAAGGAUUCCAGUAAGUUGCUCACACUGUGGUUUACAGAUUUUCAAUUCGGGAGAGAAAGAGAGCACCUGUUGUAGAUUGAUGCUCAGGAUUGGCAGAUAGCUCCGAGAUGAGGUACUGGAAACAAUAUCGGAGAGAAAAGGUUGGAUCAUGGCAUCCCACGUACCUGCCUGUUUGUAUGACAGGUCUGUAGGUGUUGUACAAUAUGACUUCAUUGUUCCAGUUGCCGCAAAAACAAGAUUAAUCACACUUGACGCACGUGAUGUGCAGCAGCUAGGUCUCAGUUUUGCUGCAUCUGUGUCAAAACAAAUCAGUAUAUGCAACAAAGGAUCACUGUUCUCACACGCACACCUCACAUUUGUCAUCCUCACCCUCAUACCUCAGUGAGAAAAGGGACGAAGUUGUGGGUGCCUGUUUGUCUCGUGUCUGCGAGCCAGCCUGCACAAUGAGCAUCUUUAGUUUCUGACGUAAAAACUCUCAAACCAACUCAAUUUGUCCUCCUUUGAGAAGGGAGCUGGAAGGAAAGAGACAGUUCAAGUUGAGUUCAGAGUUGCCAGAGCAGGAGACGAGAUAAGAACCUGCAUUCAUAAACUGAUUCAACAGUCAGCACCAUGCAGAUCUCUUUAUACCGUCGGGUUACUGAUAAGAUCAGCUAUACAGACAGAUUGCCCAGAUCUCUGAUCUAAUACUGUAACUCGGAAUGUGGUUUAUCACCAAAACAGAUCAAGUAAUCCACACGGCUCUUCCGUUACGCACGUCUUUGUUCGUUGGGGUGACAGUUCUUCAAUUGGUGCACAAUGACAACAUUUAACAC
Xiphias gladius (swordfish) is the source of this 5154-nucleotide messenger RNA. RefSeq names its product switching B cell complex subunit SWAP70a (gene swap70a). Gene Ontology annotation, cellular component: nucleus; cytoplasm. The transcript has 12 exons. NCBI's taxonomy places the organism in Eukaryota, Metazoa, Chordata, Actinopteri, Istiophoriformes, Xiphiidae. Bases 111 to 1874 code for a protein of 587 amino acids. The record is from RefSeq and is a predicted model, not a curated record.